AUGGAGUCAAGCCGACGCAUUGUUGUUAUCAUGAUCAUUUUAACAGCUCAUGCUAGUUUACUUGGGGGACAAGGAUCUGAUCCCGUUUGGCUUUCCAGUGAGAAGAAGGAGAUGAUCCAUUGUGACUUAAAAGCUAAAGCAACCGUGUCCCUAGAUGGUACCGGAGACCACCGCACCAUCACGGAAGCACCGGCGGCGGUACCUGAAAACAACGUCUCCCCAUACGUCAUACAUGUCAAGGAAGGAGUUUACAAAGAAAACGUCAAAGUGUCCAAAAAACAUGUUGUGAUGUUUGGCGACGGAAGCCACAAAACGGUCGUCGUCGGCAACAUGAGUCGAGUUGAUUUUCCCGAUUUGGCUACUUUCGAGACAGCGACGUUCUCGGUUCUCAGAGACAAUUUCGUGGUAAAGGAUAUGAUGUUUCGUAAUGUGGCCGGACCGGAGAAACACCAAGCUGUCGCUUUCCACAGCAAGUCCUCCUUUUUCCGUGAUCAUUAUGCCACGACAGCCACUUUUGGGACAGGUGGUAACUGUUACAGUGCAAGUGAUAAGCCUAUACAAGUGUAUACUAGAAGGAAGAACAGAGGAAUUGGAGCACGUGCGGACGAAGAGGGAGACACGUGCGAGUAA
This is a messenger RNA of Camelina sativa (false flax), 630 nucleotides long. RefSeq names its product pectinesterase 2.2-like. The record is from RefSeq and is a predicted model, not a curated record. Gene Ontology annotation, biological process: cell wall modification. Gene Ontology annotation, molecular function: pectinesterase activity. Lineage: Eukaryota; Viridiplantae; Streptophyta; Magnoliopsida; Brassicales; Brassicaceae.